UCCUCAAUGUUUUCCACUUUCAGCGACGAUGAAACGACACUGUUCUUUAGCUUCCUCGGCGCCGUAGCUGCUCUCGUCUUCUCCUGUAUGGGAGCUACAUAUGGGACGGCUAAGAGUGGUGUUGGUGUGGCUUCAAUGGGUGUGAUGAGGCCUGAGUUAGUGAUGAAGUCUAUUGUACCAGUUGUUAUGGCUGGUGUUUUGGGUAUUUAUGGCUUGAUUAUUGCUGUUAUUAUUAGUACCGGGAUCAACCCUAAGGCCAAAUCGUAUUACCUUUUCGAUGGUUACGCCCAUCUUUCAUCUGGUCUCGCUUGUGGCCUUGCUGGUCUUUCUGCUGGUGUAACAUCCCAAUUUAAGGGUAAAAAUUAA
Messenger RNA from Hibiscus syriacus, 366 nucleotides. RefSeq names its product V-type proton ATPase subunit c2-like. Gene Ontology annotation, cellular component: proton-transporting V-type ATPase, V0 domain. Gene Ontology annotation, biological process: proton transmembrane transport. The record is from RefSeq and is a predicted model, not a curated record. Bases 7 to 366 code for a protein of 119 amino acids. Gene Ontology annotation, molecular function: proton-transporting ATPase activity, rotational mechanism. The transcript has 2 exons. NCBI's taxonomy places the organism in Eukaryota, Viridiplantae, Streptophyta, Magnoliopsida, Malvales, Malvaceae.